Messenger RNA from Talaromyces atroroseus, 672 nucleotides. RefSeq lists its product as hypothetical. The record is from RefSeq and is a predicted model, not a curated record. The transcript has 3 exons. NCBI's taxonomy places the organism in Eukaryota, Fungi, Ascomycota, Eurotiomycetes, Eurotiales, Trichocomaceae. Bases 1 to 672 code for a protein of 223 amino acids.
AUGGACGACCGUACUGAUACCCUCACACAGACAAUGUCGCGAGAAGUAGCGAGAGCGGCCAAGUCCGCUUCCAAUGCCAUCGCCGUGCACAAGAAAUACACUGUUCAAUCGACGGGAAUUUGGGAAGUCAUCCGGCGUGCGUUGUCUAUCGACCCCAACAGGUCUACUGGUGUACCUUUGAACGCCCAAUUCCGCAACCCGACGCCAGGUGCCCUGCCGCCGCAAUCAUAUGACGACCCAGUAACACUUCCUGCCGCAGAUAUCGCAGAUAACCCGUACUGGAAACGUGAUGUCCGUCGCAACUAUCCGCAGCUCAGCGUCUUCAAGCAGGGCGAUGUUGCGGGACUCUUGACGUUCGGAAACAAGCAAGCACCCAAGGAUGAUGUGCUUCAGAUCGGAGAAGCCGGCGAGAAGCAGCUGAUUGCUGCAAAGGAAGAGGGAGAAGAGCGAGGUCUGGCAGCACAUUUCGAGAAGGAUAAAGGCAGCAUUCAAGGAAUUUUGGGACCGGAUGGUCUACCCCCACUCCCAGCCAAACUCAACAAGUCAUCCAAUUAUGAACUUAGCCCUGGUGGUCAAGGAUACCCGGAGAAACCCUCGGACAAGGUGUUGUGGGCCUCGCGUGUACCUGAUAUUAGGUGUAUUAUUUUCUGGAUUCGUUUGCCUGUGAACUAG